Merops nubicus (carmine bee-eater) is the source of this 782-nucleotide messenger RNA. RefSeq names its product JAZF zinc finger 1 (gene JAZF1). NCBI's taxonomy places the organism in Eukaryota, Metazoa, Chordata, Aves, Coraciiformes, Meropidae. The record is from RefSeq and is a predicted model, not a curated record. Gene Ontology annotation, cellular component: nucleus. The transcript has 4 exons. Bases 1 to 510 code for a protein of 169 amino acids.
AUGUACGAUUAUUACGGUGAAACACCAACCAAGUUUAAAGAAAGAAGCAGCAAGGUGGGUGUUGGUCGCAGCAAGUAUGAGCAAUUGAGUCCAGUAGGACAGUUAGAUAAAAUCAAUGAUAAACUGCAGUUCCAGCUUUUGUAUAAAGUAAUAUGCCUUUCAGGUAGUGAAUAUGAUGAGGAGGAAGUAGACUAUGAAGAAUCAGACAGUGAUGAGUCCUGGACUACAGAAAGUGCCAUCAGCUCUGAAGCUAUCCUUAGUUCAAUGUGCAUGAAUGGAGGGGAUGAGAAACCUUUUGCCUGUCCUGUUCCUGGAUGUAAAAAAAGAUAUAAGAAUGUGAACGGUAUCAAGUACCACGCCAAGAACGGCCACAGGACGCAAAUCCGCGUGCGCAAACCCUUCAAAUGUCGCUGCGGAAAGAGUUACAAGACAGCUCAGGGCCUGCGGCACCACACAAUCAAUUUCCACCCUCCCGUGUCUGCUGAGAUCAUCAGGAAGAUGCAGCAAUAACAUGCUGGUCACAAACGUGCCAAGAAACCCUCACCAGCAGUUGCUGAUUUUGAGAACAGCCACCUUUUUCAGGGGAAGCAUUCAGCAACCCUUUAAAGUUAAAUGCAUGCUUUAAAAUUUUCUGUAAUUUUGGAAUGACGUAUCUUUGUAGAGUUAAUGAUUUUGUACAUUUGCACAUGUAAUCAUCAUACCCCAUUUUCAUUACUUUGAGAUAAGGUGCUAUAAAAGCUAUAGGUUCUUCAGAACAUUUUUCUCCAAAAGAAAAACAAAAA